AUGUAAUAAUAAACAAAUCUGAAAAUUUGUGAUAAAAUUUCUUAACUUGUAAACAGACCAAAAAGAAGCGAACAAGUUAAUAAAAUUUGCAAACCUGUGAAGGUUUUAUCUAACCACUUUCCAGUAUGAUUAAUAGAUUAUAAUUUAGUUUGAAUUUAAAGACAAAUCAGCUGGUUUAAAUAUUUAUGCCGUCAGCUUCUCAGAAGAUGUUCCAUAAGAUAGCAGAGAAGUUAUAAGUUAGCUUAUUAAUCUCUCUAAAGAUUAAUUUAGAAAGGCAGGCCUUGAAAAAUUUUCUGUAAAGAUUUCAUAAUAUCCAUUUUAGAUUAGAGGUCUUAAUAUUUGGAGUCCUCAGUAUGUCUAAGAAAGAAUCAUAUCAGAAGUUACACUAGAUGGAAAAAAACAUUGUGUUUAUUUGAACUUCACAAAGGCAAUCGAUUUCUAAUAUCUUGAAGGGUAUUAAUUUAAUUAAAAAUUUUUUUUAGAGAGAACCAAGAUCCUGCUUUGAUGUAGCCAUUAUAACAAGCUAUAAAUGUCUAAGUUAAGAAAGCACUCAAAGACAUGGGAUUAAGGGAGCUUAAUAGGUUAUCUUAAUUUUUUGAUCCAAAAUCUGUUGAUGCUAAUCCAGUUAGGGGUUUCCCUCUCAAAGUGUGGCUAGGAUUUAAGACAUCCCUGAAAUUAUCUUAGACAAAGCCUUAAUUACUUAUUGAUUAUGCUUCAAGAGUCUUGAGCACAGAGACAGCAUUAAGUUUCAUCAGAUCAUUUAAUUAAAAUAUUGGAGAAAUAAAGGAUUAAGUUGAAGGAAAGUCAGUACUUGCUACUUAUGGAAAUUAUAGACUAUAUAAAAUUUCUGCUGUUGAUUUUAAGAAAAAUCCAAAUUCAACUUUUCAACUAGAUGAUGGAAAAUAAAUCACUUAUGCCUAAUAUUAUUAGGAAAGGUAUAAAAUAAAAAUAAAUGAUAUGAAAUAACCUCUACUAGAGAGUUUAGAUAAAAGAAAUCCAGAUAAAAAAUUUUAUUUGAUUCCAGAAUUAGUUUAUAUGACAGGUUUAAGAGAUGAUUAAAAAUCAGAUUUUGGAUUAAUGAAAGAAUUAGCCUUUUAUACUAAAAAAGAACCUGGUGAAAGAUUAUAAAUUAUAUAAUCCUUGUUGGGUAAAUUACAAAAAUAACUUGGUGCCCAAUAAAUGGUAUUAAAAUCUGACUCUACAACUGCUGCUUAUAUUUGUCAAUAACCAUAAUUGAUGUUUGGAAACCAAAGAAAAUUAGAUCCAGAUCCAACUGGAUUUUUCAUAUUAAAAGAUCCAGUUUAUCAAAGUUCAUAUAUUAAAGAUUGGUUCUUAAUUUAUUAAUCCAGAGGAAGAUAAGAUGAUGAUCUUGCAGAUGAUUUAGUAGCAGAUCUUACUUAAUAAGGAGGUAGAUUAGGUAUAAAAUUUGACAAACCAUUUUUUAUAAAUAUGAAAGGUAAUAAACCUUAAGAUUGGGUUAAAGAAUUAUAAGCUGAAUUUAAAAAUGGUUUGCCUUCACUAGUUGUUUCUAUUACAGAUAAAAAUAGAGACACAUCACUUUAUAUUGCUUUAAAAGACUUCUUACUCUCAUAAGGUGGAGCUGGAGUAAUCCAUUAAAAUGUUACAACAAAGGCUUGUAAAAAUAAAAAUAAGUAAAGUAUUGCUUCAAAAAUUGCUUAAUAAAUCAGUGUAAAAUUAGGAAAUCCAUUAUGGGUAAUACCAAAAGUAAAAGGAAUUUCAGAUAAAAUUAUGAUUAUUGGAAUGGAUAUUUAUCAUAAAUUAGUUUCAGGAAAAUAAUCUUGUAUGGGAUUUGUGGCUCAUUUUGAUUUAGAAUGUAAAACAAGUUUUUCAAAAUCUAUUAUUAUGAGAGCUGGUUAAGAAUUUAAUCAGGCUGUUGGAUAAGCUUUUAAAGAAGCUCUAUAGGCUUAUUUUAUACAUUAUAAUAAAAAACAAUUGCCAGAUACUAUUUUGGUUUAUAGAGAUGGUGUUGGAGAAUCAUAAAUUCAAGCUUUAAUAUAGACAGAAUUAGAAUAAAUUAAAAAAGUUAUUUCAACCUACACAGCAGGUUAUAAUCCUUAAUUUGCAUUCAUUACAAUUAAUAAAAAAAUUUCAGAUAGAUUCUUUAUGAGUAUUGAUGAUGCUCCACCUUAAGCAAGAAAAAAUACUAAAAGUCCCUACAUUAAUCCAGUUUCUGGUUUAGUAGUUGCUGACAGAAUUACAUCUAAAUAUUUUGACUUUUUUUUAGCUGCUUAAUAUGUUACUUAAGGAACAUGCACACCAACACAUUAUACAGUAUUAGAUAAUAAUACUUAAUUUACUGAAGAAAUGUUUUGGCAAAUUACCUACUUUUAAUGUUUCAAUUAUUGGAAUUGGACAGGAGCUGUGAAAGUACCUGCUUGUGUUCAAUACGCUCAUAAAUUAGCUUUCUUAGUUGGAGAUACCUUCUAAAAAGCUGUUCAUUAAAAUCUCUAGAAAUAGCAUUUCUAUUUAUGA
This is a messenger RNA of Paramecium pentaurelia, 2493 nucleotides long. The record is from the annotation of a GenBank genome assembly. NCBI's taxonomy places the organism in Eukaryota, Ciliophora, Oligohymenophorea, Peniculida, Parameciidae.